UGACUGGAUGACCUCUUCAUGUUCUGCAGAAACCUGUGAAUCACCUGUUCAUUCAGACCAGUCAGCCUGAUGGCGGGACCUGCCUCCUCCGUUUCUAAAGACCGUCCAGCUUCCAGGACCAGCUUCAUCCCAGAGCUGCAGAGCAUGAUGUUUGCUCUGGGAGACACUCGCAGGCCUCUGCAUGAAACGGCAGCACUGGUGGAGGACAUCGUCCACACGCAGCUCAUUCAUAUGCUGCAUCAGGCCUGUGAAGGAACUGCACUCAGAGGCUCCAGGGUCAUCUCAGCGGAGGACAUCCUGUUCCUGAUGAGGAGAGACAAGAGGAAACUGGCACGAUUGAUCAAAUAUCUCCAGUUUAGAGAUUAUAAAUCCAAGCUUCUGAGAACUGUAGAGGAUGAGGAGAUGGUGCAGGAACCAGGAGGUUCUGCUGCUGGGAACCAGCGGAGGCAGCGACUGGCUCAGGACUUCCUGGCAUGGAUGGAUCAGACCGGAGUACUUCUGUCGCUGGCUGAGCGACAGGAAGUAGAUCCUGUUAAACAGGAGAGGAUGGAGCGUUUGGAGCGUCAGACCCGGAACAUGGACCCGGCUCAGUACUCAGAGUUCUGUGAGAGUCGACACCUCAGCUUUGCCAAGAAAGCCUCCAAGUUCCGGGACUGGUUGGACUGCAGCAGCCUGGAGCUGAAACCCAACAGCAUGGCCAUGGAGAUCCUCUCAUACCUGGCUUAUGAGACAGUCGCCCAGAUUGUGGAUUUGUCCCUGUUGGUGAAACAGGAAAUGAGUGUGAAGACGAACCCUGUGAGUCAUGUGAUCUCUGCCAGCUACAUCCAGUACAACACACACCCUGAGGUGAAGAAGGACCCAGACUCACCUGAGGCCACACCUCCUUCCACUCCAGGGUCCUCCCACUCUUCAAAGCCCCUUCUGCAGGGAAACGGCAGCAUGGACAGCCGAGUGCGGCAGAGGAAACGCAAAAAGAGCUGUCCGGCUGCUGUGGAGCCGCCCAGUGGAGCCAUCCAGCCCUGUCACAUCAGAGAGGCCCUCAGGAGAUACAACUACACACACAAAACGUCUUCCAGCAGAGGUGGGAUGGCGUUUCUCUGCUGCUGAUGACUCAGCAGGUUGCUGUUGUUAAUAUGAUGUCAAAUGUUUUCUUCUUAUAAUAAAAGUUUUCACGCUGCUCA
This is a messenger RNA of Austrofundulus limnaeus, 1181 nucleotides long. It is a transcript of the gene supt3h, whose product is annotated as SPT3 homolog, SAGA and STAGA complex component. Gene Ontology annotation, molecular function: transcription coactivator activity; protein heterodimerization activity. The coding region runs from base 70 to 1107 and encodes 345 amino acids. Gene Ontology annotation, biological process: transcription by RNA polymerase II. Lineage: Eukaryota; Metazoa; Chordata; Actinopteri; Cyprinodontiformes; Rivulidae. The transcript is spliced from 12 exons. The record is from RefSeq and is a predicted model, not a curated record.